Molecule: messenger RNA, 2518 nt
Organism: Salmo salar (Atlantic salmon)
Lineage: Eukaryota; Metazoa; Chordata; Actinopteri; Salmoniformes; Salmonidae
Product: adenine nucleotide translocase lysine N-methyltransferase
Biological process (GO): positive regulation of proton-transporting ATP synthase activity, rotational mechanism; regulation of mitochondrial ATP synthesis coupled proton transport; peptidyl-lysine trimethylation
Cellular component (GO): mitochondrion
Molecular function (GO): protein-lysine N-methyltransferase activity
Source: RefSeq, a predicted model, not a curated record
AUUUCAUUGGCUGUAGCGUGGCCACUACGCAUUCUUUAGUUGUUGGUAACCUCAGUUAUGGAAAGCAAAUUACCUAUCCAUGUACCAGGAACAGAUUUGAUUGGGUGUGUUAUUUAUUAAUGACUCAUGGGCGAGAAUUAAGCGUCUGGCCUUUUGAUUGAUGUCUACUGACCGCCUGGAUGGCUCAUUGACCUAUAAAAUAAGGGAUUGCUGAGACGGGGGCGCUUCAGCCUAAUAGAGACAGUUUAUCAUGGAGGACUCCACAGAAUUCAUUCUCCAGGAUCAAGGCUCCAGGAUGGUCCAUAGCAGUAAGGACAACCCCAUCCUGACAGUUGCUACUGGGGCUUUGCUCGCUGGCCUCUACGGGAUGUGGACUAUGUUUGCCCUUCCUGGCUUCCGCAAAGUGCCAAGAAGACUCAAGGUGCCUUACCUGCCCUCGAGUAAAGCUCAGAUCGUAAACGCCAUGCAGCUGCUGGAGGGACGCAGAGGCCAACUAGUUGAUCUGGGAUCAGGAGACGGGAGACUGGUGUUUGCUGCCUACUCUGUUGGCCUCCAGUGUACUGGAUUUGAGAUCAACUCCAUGUUGCUGGCAUAUGCUAGAGUGAAGGCACGCUGGACAGGAGUACCACCCAGCCAGGCAAACUUUGUCAACAAAGACUUCUGGAAGACUGAUUUGUCAAACUACAACAACGUGACUGUAUUCCUAGCCCCAGGAUUGAUGGAGGUGCUGGGUGAGAAGCUUCUGAGGGAGCUUCCUGAUGACGCGCGUGUCAUCGCCUGCCGCUUCCCCUUCCCCCAGUGGCCCCACCGAGCCUCGCAGGGAGACGGCCUCGACCAGGCCUGGGCCUAUGACAUCAGCACUGUACGCUCAGCCCUGGGCCAGGCAUGACCGGAUGACCUUAUACUGUGCAUCGAUGACUGGAUUAAUUCUAAUGUCAUUCACUGGUUCACACCAAAUCCAAUAUAUGCUAAUUAACACCCCAAUCAAACCACAAACCCAGUAUCGCCAACUGCUUCUGUCUUUGUUUACAUUUUGUUUUUUGAUUUAUUCAAAAUUCUAAAGGCACUCGCACAUCUCAGCUAUCUUUUUUGCAGGUACAUGGUAACAGUUGAACAAGAUGAGAAAAAAGAAGAAACCUGCACACUGCUCUUGAUAGUAUCACUGCUCUUUAAUAAGCUUUACAUAUCGGCCUCAAGGCCUUCCUCAGAGCUUUUGUGAGUUAAAAAAAAUGUUUUUACACCCUUAUGUAGACCUAGCUCCACCCACAUCCGUUCAAUGCAUUGAAUGGGAUUGGAGUUGAGGGAAAAUUAUUAGAAUAUUUAUGAAAUGCACAUUGUUAUAUUUGGUAACGCUUACUUAAGUGUUUACAUAAAACAUAUCAAACACGUCUGUAAAACCACAAUGAGGACAUCGACCCAUCAAGCAAGUUUUCAUAAAUCAUUGGUUACAGCGCAAGAAAAACAUCAGAGUAAUUUGAAAUGGUGGCAUUAAUUCAUGUUCACAUUUACAACAUAACGUAUAAAGGCAUUUCAUCAUUAAGACCUUUAGGAAAUAAUGUCUGGAGGGUGAAAAUCCCAAAACAUUCUCAUUUGCUCAGAGUAUUAUUAAUAUCACCUCCCCUGUCUGAUAUCUUAACUUCCUCUAUGCCACAAAAUCUAAAGGUAGAAGUGUCAUGUUUUUGGUCUUUAAAAUGUACUGUGACUAAAUUAUACCUGUCGUUUCUCCUGAUUGAACUUUUAUGUUCACUAAUUGUCUGUUUGAGAGAACCAGAGGUUUUACCUACAGAACACAGCCCACAUGGACAUUUAAUCAUGUAAAUAACAUGGGUGGUAGAGCACGUAAUAAUGUCAUUUAUUUGAAACCAUUUUCUUGUAUGUGGGUGGCAGAAAUAUUCACACUUCAUCAUAUUGUUGCACUGUGCACAACCUCAGCAUUUAUAGUUACCAUUCGGAAGAGGGCGUUAAAGAGCCCGGCUCAUUUUCUUUUGUGGCUGGCAGUUGGCAUGGACCAAUUUCUCACGUAAAUUUCUACUUCCUAUAUACAAUAAACCGUGGAUUGUUAAAUUCAGUUGGCAAAGCUGGGUCCGAUGAUAAAACAUACCAGUGUUUCAUGACAGCAUCUCCCACUCUGCGCCAGUUCAAAGUACAUGUGGAGGUGAACAUUACAGUGUUCUUUAGCUUUAGUGGGUCUUUUUUGUAGCAGUUCAUCUCGUGUUUUUGCUAAUGCCAAAUUAAGAGCUUCAUCCACACAUUGUAAUACUAGCAAGAGCAGUUUGUUGAUUUAUUGAACAAUAUAUGAAGGGUGAGCUGUGUGCCAAGCUUCAUUGGUCAAAUGUAAAGGAAGGGAAUUAUAAACAUGUCCUUACACUGUAAUUAAACCAGGUGCCAGAUACUGUAUGUCCUGUGAGAACAAAUAUGCAGAGCAUUUGAAGUAAUUAUGUAAAUGAGUCUUUCCCACUGUGGUGUGAAAGGAAGGUUGCAAACUGUGAGAGAAAUUAAUACAAUUCUAUUUUCUGGA